This is a messenger RNA of Cydia pomonella (codling moth), 1186 nucleotides long. It is a transcript of the gene ND-B16.6, whose product is annotated as NADH dehydrogenase [ubiquinone] 1 alpha subcomplex subunit 13. Lineage: Eukaryota; Metazoa; Arthropoda; Insecta; Lepidoptera; Tortricidae. The record is from RefSeq and is a predicted model, not a curated record. The transcript has 3 exons. Bases 61 to 519 code for a protein of 152 amino acids.
UUGUUAAAUUGUCAAUCAAAGAAACUGUCAGUCAGGUCAGUCAAACGAAACGAACGUAAGAUGUCCUGCAAUGCAGUGGCCCGUAAACAGGAUUUGCCUCCUCCAGGGGGCUACAAGCCCAUCCCCUUCAAGAGGAUCCCGGCUAAACAAUUCUUCAGCGGAUAUGCUAUGUUUGCGGGCUUCAUCGGCAUGACCACAGGAGCCUUAUACCUGCACUACCUAAACUACAAGCAAGUGAAGAAGCAUGAGAUUGAGAUGCGCUCAGCCAAGAUGGCUAUUUACCCCAUGCUGCUCGCCGAGCGUGACCGCGAGUACUUGAAGCAGUUGCGCAGGAACAGGGAUGCUGAGGCAGAGCUGAUGAAGGAUGUGCCUGGCUGGGAGGUCGGCACCUACUACGGCGAGAAGGUAUACAAGCUCCUGCCCCCGGACACACUCGUCGAGCCCAUCUUCCACGAGUACUACGCCCACACCGACCCCAUCGCGUGGUACCAGCGUGCCUACAUCAAGCUAAUGACCUAAUGUUCACAAUGUUUGGGCGUCUGUGGACUGAAAACAUGUUGUGAACCUUUAAGUUCUGUUUUUAUAUUCCAGAGGGCCUAAUGAAAAUCUAAAUUUCGUUAUCUGCCUCUAUCUCAUGCCUAUUCGAGCAAUAGGCACAUAAAGACAUUUCGAUUUUUAUUUGUAUUAAAAUGUCAGUUUGAUUUUUUUAUACCACGUCGGUGAAAAACAAGCAUACGGGCUGAUCAUAAGCUAUGGCCAUGGCCUAUAAACGCCUGCAACCCCAGGGUGAUACAUGUGCGUUGUCAACCCUUUUUUGAAGUCCUGACUGUCCCUCAAGAAAACCUCGGCAGGGAGCUCAUUCCACAGCCGGAGCGUCCGCGGGAGGGUAUUCCCAAUCUGUCCCCACAAUAUGUUACGUCAAGAGUACACAAUUUGUACUAUAGCAGAAUAAUUGGAUAGAAAAUUGAUCAAUUGAACUAUCAUUUUAGUAUUAGGGGUAUAAAAACAGAGCUUAAAAGUAUAACUUUUCUAAAGAUAUGUAAUUUAAUCAUGGUCCAUGUUUUAUCUGAGAAAGCGUCGGAGUUAGUUGAAUUGGAUGUUGAUGUAGAUUGACUGCCACUGAUUUCCGUUUUUAAAACUAUUUUAUUUUAGCUGUUAAUUUACAAUUAAAUCAAUAUAAGCAGUC